UGCAAUAUCUUCCGUGAGAAACAAAGCUGCUAAACCAGAAGGACGAAACAUGACAACGCAUUGACCAAACUCAACAGUAAAGCAGAAACAGACCAGUACUUUCAGUUUUUUUUUUAUUUUAUUUUGCCCUCUGUGUCGUCCUGCCUCUCCAUGCUGCUGUGCCGGGUGUCGCCAGUGUACCAGACGCUGGCGAGAUGGGGACUGAGGUCACAGCGGGGAGGCGGCCUCCUCCUAAGCCGCCCGGUCUCCAGCCGCUGUCAUGGUGUCAGCCCCGGGGAAGGCAGCGCUCAGCCCGGGGAGGCCGGCUCCGCUCAGACUGUGUACCGGGACACGGUGCUCCUUCCUCGGACUGAGUUCCCCAUGAAACUGACCGGACAGAAGCUGCUGGACCGGGAACUUCAGAUCCAGCAGGAAUGUGGUUUUGCAGAAUUGUAUUCAUGGCAGAGAGAAAGGAAAACCAAGAAAGAGUUCUGCCUUCAUGACGGACCCCCUUAUGCAAACGGAGACCCUCACGUUGGACAUGCACUCAAUAAAAUCCUGAAAGAUAUCCGUAACCGUUUUGAGAUGUUAAGGGGACGUCAGAUCCACUACAUCCCAGGCUGGGAUUGCCACGGCCUGCCCAUAGAGCUCAAAGCUUUGGGAGAACUAGGCACCAGCGGACUCAGUCCACCGCAGAUAAGACAGAAAGCACGGGAGUUCGCCGAAGGGGCGAUAGCUCGACAGAAAGCCGCCUUCCAGCGCUGGGGGGUCAUGGCCAACUGGGAGCAGUGCUACUACACGUUCGAUGGGGCUUACGAGGCUGCUCAGUUAAAGGUCUUCCAGGAGAUGCAUAGCAAGGGCCUGGUAUAUCAGGACUACAAACCUGUCUUCUGGUCUCCUUCAUCCAGAACGGCCCUGGCUGAGGCCGAGCUGGAGUACAACCCUGAGCAUGUGAGCAGAGCCGUCUACGCCACCUUCCCUCUGGCCAAGCUGCCGCCGAAGAUGGCUUCAGAACAAGGUCUGGAGAAUGUCUUGGUGUUGGUUUGGACCACCCAGCCAUGGACCAUCCCUGCUAACCAGGCCGUGUGCUACAUGCCCAACGCCCAGUACUCUGUGGUGAAGAGGGCCGACACUUCCCAGCUGCUGCUGCUGGCGACUGAACGCACAGCGAGCCUUGCGCCGCUGCUGGGCACAGAGCUGCAGGCUGUUGGCACCUUCAUAGGUUCACAGCUUGAAGGUGCAAUCUGCAAACAUCCCACCAUUCCUGACAAGCAUGUCCCAUUGGUACCAGCCAACCAUGUGACCAUGGGCAAAGGAACAGGAUUGGUCCACACGGCUCCAGCUCAUGGCAUGGACGACUACAGCGUGGCUUCACAGUUUAAAUUGCCCGUGGAGUGUAUGGUGGAUGAAGACGGCAGGUUCACAGAGCUGGCAGGACCGGAGCUGCAGAACCUGUCUGUGAUCACUGAAGGAACUGAUGCAGUGAUUUCAAUGCUGAAAGAAAGCGGCGCUUUGGUUCUGGAGGAGCAGUGUGUCCACAGCUACCCGUAUGACUGGCGGACGAAGCAGCCUGUGGUCAUCAGACCCAGUAAACAGUGGUUCAUCAACACUGCAUCACUGAAAGACAAGGCAAAGGAGGCAUUGCACAAGGUGCGUGUUUUACCAGAGUCAGCGAGAGGCAGUCUGCUGGCCAUGCUGGACAGACGGACGUACUGGUGCAUCUCCAGGCAGAGGAGCUGGGGGGUCCCAAUCCCGGUCUUCUACCAUAAAGAGACCGGAGAACCUCUUAUUAACAAAUACACAGUGUCCCACGUGGCAAAACUCUUCAAAGAAAAAGGGAGCGACUGUUGGUGGGAACUUCCCAUUGAGGAUCUGCUGCCCCCAGAGGUUCUCGACAAGAGCAAAGCUGGACCUGUGAGCGACUAUGUUCGAGGAGAUGAUGUUCUGGACAUCUGGUUUGACAGUGGAGCGUCAUGGGCAGCUGUGUUGGAAGAGUCAGACCCCAGAGCAGAUGUUUACGUGGAGGGCAAGGACCAGCUUGGAGGCUGGUUUCAAUCUUCGCUGCUCACCAGCGUGGCUGUCAGGAACAAAGCGCCCUAUAAAUCUCUGGUGGUCCAUGGCUUUGUUGUCAGUGAGAAAGGAGAAAAGAUGUCCAAGUCUCUGGGGAACGUUGUGGAUCCUGAUGAAGUCAUUAAUGGAAAGGAGGACAGCAGCGUAUCAGCGUACGGGGCAGAUGUGCUUCGGUGGUGGGUCGCAGAAUCAAACAUCUUCACCGAAGUCCAAAUUGGGCCAAAUGCCCUUAACUCGGCCCGAGACAGCAUCGGCAAGUUGAGGAACACUCUGAGGUUUUUGCUCGGCAACCUGCAGGGCUUCGACCCACGUUUGCAAGCUGUGGACCCUAAACAGAUGUACUACAUUGAUCAGUACAUGCUGCAUCUGCUCCGCGAAUACAGCAUGAAGGUUACAGAUGCCUAUAGUGAGUUUGAUGCUGGCAGAGUCAUCCGUAUCCUUCAAGCCUUCAUCACCAGAGACUUGUCCAGCUUUUACUUUAGCAUCAUAAAGGACAGGUUGUACUGCAGUCCAGAGGACUCAUUGGGCAGGCGAUCAUGUCAGACCGCUUUAGAGGAAAUUCUGGAUGGCGUGACCCGAUCUGUCGCUCCCAUCCUGCCACAUUUAGCAGAAGAGGUCUAUCUGCAUGCUCCAGGACACGACAAAGCAGAGACGCUAUUCAAAAGCGGGUGGAUCAAAAGCAGCUCUGUCUGGCGGCGUCCAGGAUUGGAGGAGGCUGUGGAAGGAGCCUGUGCCAUUCGAGACUCCUUCCUGUCUUCAAUUCCUGGUAAAAAUGCCAGCCAGUAUGAUCUGACGAUUGCCCUUGAACCAGGUCUUCUGUUUGAGCUCAUGGAGUCUCUUCAAGAGGAGCCCACCUCCACCAGCUCCCAGCUAGCUGAGCUGAUGAUGGCAGCACGAGUAAACCUGACCAACAAGUUGCCCCGUGACCUGCACCCCGAGGCCCUGCUGAGCCACGGUACCUUCCUCAUCAACCUGGAAGGUGGCGUUAUUCGUGAGGACAGUCCCUACAGCAUUGCUGUGACGCCCACCUAUACCGCCCGCUGCCCGCGGUGCCGGCGCUACACCUCAGAGUCCACAGACUGUCUGUGUCCACGGUGCCAGACUGUCGUCUCACGUGCCGGCUGACAUGCUUGUUACCAGGACAACCAGCACACAUCAUGAGGAAGAAAUUGCUUUACACUCCCAGUGGAAACUGUAAAACUGCUGUUUAUAAGGAUGGUGACAUUUUACCAGUAGAGGGUUUAUUUUAAAUGAACAUACCAUAUAUGCAGAUGUAAAAUAAUACCAAUAUAUUCUGUGUGCUCAUGGUUCCUCAGUGAACUCAAAACAAAAACACUGAAGUCUACUGUAAAUACAUUUGGGAGGUAAAAAAGGAUGUGAUUUGACUGUAGAAGGAAUGCUCGUUUAAAUGUGUUGAUGGUAAAUAUUUCACUACAAGUCACUAUGUGACUAUAGUAGGAAAUGUUUUCCCAAGAGAAGAUGGCAUGGGUGAGUUCCUGUACAAAUCUAGCUUUGUAUAAUAAAAUCUGUUCCUUCUUUCUCAGAAACUA
Messenger RNA from Girardinichthys multiradiatus, 3599 nucleotides. RefSeq names its product isoleucyl-tRNA synthetase 2, mitochondrial (gene iars2). Gene Ontology annotation, molecular function: ATP binding; aminoacyl-tRNA deacylase activity; tRNA binding. The coding region runs from base 151 to 3174 and encodes 1007 amino acids. The transcript is spliced from 23 exons. Gene Ontology annotation, biological process: isoleucyl-tRNA aminoacylation. NCBI's taxonomy places the organism in Eukaryota, Metazoa, Chordata, Actinopteri, Cyprinodontiformes, Goodeidae. The record is from RefSeq and is a predicted model, not a curated record. Gene Ontology annotation, cellular component: cytosol.